Molecule: messenger RNA, 2093 nt
Organism: Rhodotorula graminis WP1
Lineage: Eukaryota; Fungi; Basidiomycota; Microbotryomycetes; Sporidiobolales; Sporidiobolaceae
Exons: 5
Coding region: 1-1992 (663 amino acids)
Biological process (GO): ribosomal small subunit biogenesis; ribosomal small subunit export from nucleus
Cellular component (GO): preribosome, small subunit precursor; nucleus; cytosol
Source: RefSeq, a predicted model, not a curated record
AUGGCGCCCUCCCUGUGGAAGCGCCCGGGCACAAAGACCUUCCAGCUCGUCCAUCGCUCUCAGCGUGACCCGCUCAUCAACGACCCGACCGCAUCCGACCGCGUCCUCAAGCUCGUCGACAAGGGUCAAAAGCGCAAGAACGCCGACGGCGUCACGUCGUACGCCGCGAGCGACGCCGGCGGCCCCGCACCCGUCGCCGACGACCUCGACGAUGCCGCCCUCGCCGCAGGAGACGCCGCCGCGUACGGCAUCUUCUACGACGACGCCGACGACUACGACUACCUGCAGCACCUGCGCUCGGUCGGCGCCGCCAACUCGGGCGACGCCUACCUCGUCGAGGCGCCCGUCCAGAACAAGCAGAAGGGCAAGCGCGCAGACGCCGGCGGCUUCCAGCUCAGCGAGGCCGCCCUCGCCCGCCAGGACGCGCGCGACCAGGGCCAGUUCGAGAUGCCCGACGACGCCCUCCCCUCGCACCCGCUCGACGAGAUCCCCUACGCCGACGUCAUGGCGUCCAAGGCGCCCACGCGCGGCCUCCAGCCCGACCUCGACCCGAGCGUGCGCGAGGUCCUCGAGGCCCUCGACGACGAGGCCUACGCCGCCGACGACGGCACCGGCACCGACGACGAGGACGAGUUCUGGGGCGGCGUCCUCGAAGGCGGCGAGGUGUCGAGCGCGCGCGAGCAGGAGUGGGACGACGACGAGGGCGUCGACGGAGCGGCGGCGGGCGUGCGAGGCCUCCAGCUCGGCGCAGAGCAGGGCGGCGACGACGAGGGCGAGGGCGAGGGUUCGUGGGCCGCCGUCAAGGCGUUUCAGGCGGCCGGCGGCGCCGGUCGCCCCGAGCUCGCGUCGGACGACGAGGAGGUCGCGACCGACGACGACUUUGCGUCCGAGGGCGGCGACACGAUCGGCGCCUUGCGGGCGUCGAUGACCAAGCGCCCGGCGCGCAAGGCGCUCACGCACGGCGGCAUGAGCGCCUUCUCGAUGAGCAGCUCGGCCAUGGUGCGCAACAAGGGCCUCCAGACGCUCGACGAGCAGUUUGACCAGAUCGAGAAGCUGUACGACGAGUCGGACGACGACUCGUGGGGCGGCUCGCACCACUCGGGCUCGGACGACGAGUCGGCCCUCGAGCCGCAAGGCGCCGCCCGCGCCGACCUCGAGCGCAUCAUGGACGACUUUUUGUCCAAGUACGAGGUCAUCGGCGGCAAGUUCCGCCCGGCGCUCGCGCCCCUGCACGGCUCGGGCGGCGCCGAGGACGCGUCGCUGAGCGCCAACGCGUCGAGGCUCGACCGUCUGCGGCACGAGAUGGCCCGGCUCGACCUCGGCGACGAGGAGGAGGGCGAGGACCCCGAGGUGACGGCGCGCCGCCGCGAGAAGGAGCGCAUCCUCGCCAUCGUCGAGCGCCAGGACGAGGAGGCCGACAAGGGCGGCGCGAGGAAGGUGCCACGCGUCACCAUCCUCGAGGAGGCGAGGCGCGACCGGUGGGACUGCGAGACCGUCCUCAGCACCUACUCGAACCUGUCGAACCACCCGCGCAUGCUGCGCCUGCGCGACUUUGGGCGCACGGGCGGGUCCAACUCGGGCUCGAACGGGCGCCCGCACGCGGCCCAAAUCAAGAUCGACCCCAAGACGGGCUUCCCGACCGUCGACGGCGUCAGCGUGCUCGAUGCGCGGCCGAGGAGGGGCAAGAAGGGCCAGCAGGAGGAGCAGGAGGACGCCGUCAUGGAGGAGGACGAGGAGGAAGAGGAGGACGAGGAGGACUACGUCCCUCGCGAGGUCAUCAAGCGCCCUCGCGCCGAGGCGACCGACGACAAGAAGGCGCGCAAAGCGGCCGUCAAGGCCGAGCGCGCCGCGCGCCGCGUCGAGAAGAAGGGCACCAAGGAGGCUUUCAGCUCCGAGGUCAAGCGGCAGAAGCGCAUCGAGGGCAGGAGGGUUGCAGACGGCGCGUCGGCCGACAUCCGCAGCGGGCAGGAGGGCGUUAGGAGGCUCGCGUAGGGCGGCGGGUCUCUUUCGUCUGGUCUCUCGGGUCGUCUCUCUCUCUCUCUCGCGUCGAGAUGUUGUUGUACCGGCUGGAACACGUCCUCGUCUUAUCUUUC